AUGCAGACUUUCUCCUAUGCUGCCUGCCUGCUACGCUGGUUUCGCAUCGAAGGUCUCAGACUGGAGGCACUGGCAUUGCAGGGAAGCAGCCAGGAAAAGGGUCGACAUCAUCAUCAUCACCAUGCGACUGCUUCCAGUCCAGUGUCCUCGGUUCAAACCUCAAACGUGCUCGGUUCCACCACCUCUGAUGGAGGCGAGGAUAAGAAAGGAGCUGAAGCUUACUAA
Protopolystoma xenopodis is the source of this 225-nucleotide messenger RNA. The record is from the annotation of a GenBank genome assembly. Lineage: Eukaryota; Metazoa; Platyhelminthes; Monogenea; Polystomatidea; Polystomatidae.